Messenger RNA from Alosa alosa (allis shad), 1382 nucleotides. Its product is annotated as serine/threonine-protein kinase SBK1. Gene Ontology annotation, biological process: peptidyl-serine phosphorylation; peptidyl-threonine phosphorylation. The transcript is spliced from 4 exons. The coding region runs from base 210 to 1235 and encodes 341 amino acids. Lineage: Eukaryota; Metazoa; Chordata; Actinopteri; Clupeiformes; Clupeidae. Gene Ontology annotation, molecular function: protein serine/threonine kinase activity; ATP binding. The record is from RefSeq and is a predicted model, not a curated record.
GUGGACAGUACAGCUGCAGCUGAGGUGAAAGAGGGACAGAGGCUGACACGGACAGACACAGGGGCCAGCAAUCAGUGAGCGUCCCAGUGCUGGUGAACACAUGUGCCAGGUGGACAGAGUAAAGCAGGGCAGUGCAGGUCACAUACAGGGCUGACUUCUCUUAUCUCUCUCUCUCUCUCUCUAAAGACUCUCUAAAGGUGUGUGGGACGAUGAUUGAACUGGGGAUGCCGGCCGGGAGUCUGAUCGACGAGCUGAUGGAGCUCACUGCCCAGAGCCUCAGCCACCUGGAGAUCAAGGAGCACUUCAACAUCAUCAAGGAGAUUGGCCGCGGAAAGUACGGCAAAGUGCUGCUGGUCACACAUCGCUUCAGGGGGACACCGAUGGCACUCAAAGUGAUGCCCAAAGCUUCGACCAAGCUGCAGGGCUUCCUGCGCGAGUACUGCAUCUCCCUGCACCUGUCACGCCACCCGUGCAUCGUGGGACUCUUCGGAAUCGCCUUCCAGUCCAAAGAGCACUAUGGCUUUGCCCAAGAGCUGGUGAUUGGCCGGGACUUGUUUGCGGUUAUCAAGCCAAGGGUGGGUAUUCCAGAGUGUGCAGCGAAGCGCGUCGCCGAGCAGGUGGCCAGCGCACUGGAAUUCAUCCACGACCACGGCCUGGUCCACCGCGACAUCAAGCCCGAGAACGUCCUGCUGCUCGACAGCCACUGCCACCAGGUCAAGCUGGCCGACUUCGGGCUCACCCAAAAGAAGGGCACCCUGAUCCGCAUGAUCUCGGGCACCCUGCCCUACAUGGCGCCCGAGUUGUGUGCCAUGGCAGUGGAGGAGGGUGAGACGGAGGCCAAGGCGCCCCCGCUCAGCGUGGAGCCCAGCCUGGACACAUGGGCAUUUGGCGUGCUCGUCUUCUGCAUCCUCACCGGCUUCUUCCCCUGGGACCGCUGCGUGCCAUCUGACGACUUCUACGAGGAGUUCGCAGAUUGGUGCCAGCAGCCGUCCAUCGCAGAUGUCCCGUCCCAGUGGAAGAAGUUCAGCCCCGCCGCCCUGGAGAUGUUUAGCAAGGUGCUAGCCUUGGAUGCCACCCAGAGGUGCUUGGUAAGUGAGGUGAAGGCGUAUGUGGAGAAGGACUGGCUCAAAGCAGGGAGCUCUAAUGGCCUUCCAUGGGCAGACAGCAAGAAGGUCAAUGGCACGAUCAGCCCUAGCUUGGGCAGAAGCAGCCCUGUCCGUGAGGCGUUGGCAUGACGUAAAUCAUUCUCAAGGACUUCCCAAGGGUUCUUUUUUAGCAUGCAGUGGAGGUCGGAGGUCGGAGAGUGAGGAUAAAUGUUAAAUUCCUUCAGGACUGUAGGUCAUCUCAACUGGUUGCGGCACUCAUUUUAUGGGGGCCGUUAA